CUCCGACAGGAAGCGAAACAAGGGAAUCCGGAUUUGAACGAUCUUACGUGUCAUUCCCGGAGUUUCAGUCAUUCACGAGUCGCCCGGAGACUUCUGCUGAACAGAACCACAACGCGUCUUCGUCGUCGUCUCUCCACCGAUGAGCUGUGAGUAACCCUGGUAACGGUUGCUAACGCCACAAGCAUGAAGGCUCUGAUCCUGGUCGGGGGUUACGGGACCCGGCUGCGGCCGCUCACGCUGAGCGUCCCCAAACCGCUGGUGGACUUCUGCAACAAACCCAUCCUGCUGCACCAGGUGGAGGCGCUGGUCAAGGCCGGCGUGGACCAUGUGAUUCUGGCGGUGAGCUACAUGUCCGAUCUGCUGGAAAUAGAGAUGAGAGUCCAGGAGGAGAGGCUUGGGAUUCGUAUCUCUCUGUCUCACGAGAAGGAGCCUCUGGGAACCGCGGGCCCUCUGGCGCUGGCUCGAGAGCUGCUGAAGGUCGACAACGAGCCGUUCUUCGUUCUCAACUCGGACGUCAUCUGCGAUUUCCCGUUCAAAGACCUGCUGCAGUUUCACCACAACCACGGCAAAGAGGGGACCAUCGUGGUAACGCGGGUGGAGGAGCCCUCUAAAUACGGCGUGGUGGUGUUUGAGGCCGACAGCGGCAGAAUCCACCGCUUUGUCGAGAAGCCGCAGGUCUUCGUCUCCAACAAGAUCAACGCCGGCAUUUACAUCUUCAAUCCCAGCAUGCUCAGCAGGAUCCAGCUGAGACCGACAUCCAUAGAAAAAGAGAUAUUUCCUGUCAUGGCAGAGGAGGGCCAGCUGUACACCAUGGAGCUACAAGGCUUCUGGAUGGACAUCGGUCAGCCCAAAGACUUCCUGACGGGGAUGUGCAUGUACCUCCAGUCGCUGCGGCAACACGCUCCCGAGAGGCUGCGCACGGGGCCCGGUUUCCUCGGCAACGUCCUGGUGGACCCGACGGCGCAGAUCGGGGAGAACUGCACCGUCGGCCCGAACGUCACCAUCGGCGCCGGCGUGGUGGUGGAGGACGGCGUGAGGAUAAAGCGCUGCACGGUGAUGAAGGGCGCGCGGGUCCGAUCGCACUCCUGGCUGGAGAGCUGCAUCGUGGGGUGGAGCUCCUCCGUGGGCCAGUGGGUGCGGAUGGAGAACGUGACGGUGCUCGGCGAGGACGUGAUCGUGAACGACGAGCUCUACCUGAACGGCGCCAACGUCCUGCCUCACAAAUCCAUCAACGAGUCGGUCCCAGAGCCGCGGAUCAUCAUGUAGCGGCAUCAUGUAGCGGCGGAGCUACAUAUAUACAGACUCGAAUAAACACCCAAACUGUGCCAGAGCGGAGAGGCGAAGCAGACGGGUGGAGGAGAGAGGGGAUGAGAAUGAGAGAAGGGUUGUUUUUUUUGUUUUGUUUUUUAUUCAAUUUGGACUCGUUUUUUUUUUUAGCCCAGCUAAGCUGCAGCAUCCAUCAAUCAAUCAGAAACGAUGACGUGAGGUUUACAUUUGUUUAAACUUCUGUCGGAGCUGCAGGUAAAAACAUAAAAAACGCUAAUGUGCAGAACGUGGUGGAAGGUAAAAUAUAUUGAGAGGUGAAGUCCCGCCCCUUCCGAUUGACCACCGUGGGACCUUUUUUAUUUUUUACCCUAUAAGGGGAAAAAACAACUUGCACAACGAGAGACAAACAUGACGUGUAAAUAAUGGCACAAUUACAGCGGGAUCAAAAGA
Cyclopterus lumpus (lumpfish) is the source of this 1716-nucleotide messenger RNA. It is a transcript of the gene gmppb, whose product is annotated as GDP-mannose pyrophosphorylase B. The coding region runs from base 184 to 1266 and encodes 360 amino acids. The transcript has 10 exons. Gene Ontology annotation, molecular function: mannose-1-phosphate guanylyltransferase (GTP) activity; GTP binding. The record is from RefSeq and is a predicted model, not a curated record. Lineage: Eukaryota; Metazoa; Chordata; Actinopteri; Perciformes; Cyclopteridae. Gene Ontology annotation, biological process: GDP-mannose biosynthetic process; cell wall mannoprotein biosynthetic process. Gene Ontology annotation, cellular component: cytoplasm.